Pleuronectes platessa (European plaice) is the source of this 3875-nucleotide messenger RNA. RefSeq names its product cell division cycle associated 4 (gene cdca4). The record is from RefSeq and is a predicted model, not a curated record. Bases 2660 to 3583 code for a protein of 307 amino acids. Lineage: Eukaryota; Metazoa; Chordata; Actinopteri; Pleuronectiformes; Pleuronectidae. Gene Ontology annotation, cellular component: nucleus. Gene Ontology annotation, molecular function: transcription regulator activity. The transcript has 4 exons.
CCCCCGGCCACACCGCCCACCACACACACACGUCGUUACCGGAGGAAGGACCCGGGUUUACCCGAGCCGCCGUGUUUUUGGGCUGAAUUGUUAAUUUAGCCCGGCUAGCUGUGGAAGUGCUGGUUUUCAGUGCAGUGGGGGAUGGGUCAUGCUAGCAGCCAUUGACGUAAAGCGAGGCUCCUAGCAUGGAACAGGACAAGUGUUGGGUUCAAAUCCCACAACUCUGGAUCCAGCACAUAAACAUCUGUAUUCUCUUGUUUAUCAGUGGAACAUCUGGUUGUGUGUGAACUCCACCACCUUCCUCUGCCCACACGCGAUCCCUCGCUUCCUGGUAUCUGAAGUUCUCAGUUCACAGCAGCAACGUGAGGUUCAGAUGAAGGAUGAGUUUAAUGAGCAGGAAACUUCCAUCACUGCAGUUCAGCGUCUGGAGCUUGAGUAGGACAAGUUGUAUAAAUACACAGACAAAGUACUAUUACAGCUUGUAAUGUUUAAUGGAACUUGCUGAGGUUUUUUCUUUUCUUCACUUGCUGGUUUUUAUUGUUAUUUCAGGUUAUUGGUGUUUUUGUUAUUGACAUUUUGUUCAUUUGAAUGUCUCCAUCAGUUUUGGGAAUUUGCUGUAAAUUAUUCUUAAUUCGUUUGCGGAAUGCAGAGCUGCAACUAACGCUUGUCAUUUUUUAAUCCUUUUCCUUAUUGAGCGGCUUGUAGAUGAUUAUUUUGAUUUCACGUUAGUCUGUAAAAUGUCCCGUGAAUCAUGGGGACGUCCCAGGGAUCAAGGUGAUAGACUCAGACGUCAGAAACCCACAAAUAUUCAGUUAUUAAUGGUAAAUACAUAAAAGGUCAAAGUAAAACACACAGAAGCAACAACUCAUCUCGUGUUAGAGCCUGGAACUUUAUCACAUGACAGUUUUUCUUAAUAUUUUGUAUUAAAAAACAAGAAAAACACAUGUACGUAUUAAUAAACAGAAUAAAGAAGCAGUAUCUGUGUAAUUUUGGAAUAUUAAUGUCCUUCCACAUAGUUGGAGUAGCAGUGUGUUCAUUACAGGAGUUGUAUGAUGUAACACUCAUCUCCUACAGAUGUUUGAUGGCAGCGAUCCAAAUAAAAAGCCAUUUUGAGUCGUAUUUCUUACAAUAAAGAUAAUUUAAAAACACUGGCCAAUAAUCUGUAGAUUUAUGGUAUUUAGAAGUAACUUCCAGUUUUUGAGAUUUAACCCCAUAAUUCUGAAAUAUCGGGGGUGUUCAGAAGCAUUGAUCAAUAUACCUGUCAAACAAAUCUCAUGUCCACAACCUGUUUUCUCUUGUGUGUGUGUGUGCAGUGUGUGUUCUCUCAGGAUGUCGCUCUUCCUGCUGCUUUCAUAUCACACUUUCUACCAGUUGUUUUUCCUUCAGGGAGAUAGUGCUCUCUAGUGACUCUUAUUUAACAGGGACCAGCACCACACGCACAACACAAGAAGACGACACAUGUCCAUUUUCAAUUUGUUCUCUCACUCUUUUGUAUUGUAGAUGUCCCGGCACCUUCAUAAAUGACUUUUUUUCCCCUAUUCUGUCCACUGUCAGGAAAUGUAAUUCUAUGCAAGCGAGGACUCAGAGACCUCCCGACUCCCAAGUGUCCGUUAGAUACUCCUCCCUUGACUCGGUAUGGAUUGUGACUUGUUGAAAAUGUGCUGCUGAUUUAGAUCAAAUCAUCUGAUCAGUCAGGUGAAGACAGUAAUUUAAUCCUUCUCUCUCAUUCAGAGAACUCUAGUGUCUAGUGUGUUCCUAAUAAUCAGGAACCUGUUGUGUAAAUGUUUUAAGAAUAUGGUUUUUGUUUUCUGGCCAUGAACUCUUAAAUGUGUUAAUUUUAACAUGCUUUCGAUUUAUUGGCGUUUGUCUGGUGUCAUGAGAUAAAAAAAUUGAAAGAAAAACAAAUUUCCUCAUUGUUGGUUUGCAGAUGAUUUGUGACAUUAACCUCAGUGUCGAGUGUAUUUAGUUUCUUCCUGGUUUCCACAGACGUUUGGAUGGUUUUUUUUGUGAAACUGUUAACAACUCUUUUAUUUAUUUUUCUACUUUUGUAAACCCAGCUGCUUUUAGAGUCCCAACAUGUGUGACAGAUAUCUUCAUUGUACCUUUUUGAUGACACUUUUUGUGAUUUGUCUUUCAAAUCUAUCAGCAAAAGAAAGUGGAGUCCCUCAGGUUGCCCGCCCGGCCCACAGGUUUUACACUGAGGCCCGUCUCCCAGUUUCACGUGCAUCCCGUUUAUGUUGGGAGUCCGAGGGCUUUUACCGCUAGCACGAGUGUUGUUGUGUUCCUGUAAGACAUCUCUGUGUGUGUGUGUGUGUGUGCGCCGUGGUGUGUAACGAGGAAGUUGACUCCGCUUUUCUUCCCCUCCUCAGUGAAGAGAAAGUGAAAAUCUCGUUCUACUAGUUUUCCGAAGCUCGGUGUGUGUGUGUGUGAGUGUGUGUAGACCUGGAAACCUGAUCUCCCUUGUACAUAUUAGCGGUUCACGGUGGUACAAUGUAUUGUGGCAGUGGAGAGAGAGUCUUGCUUCAGACUGGCCUAAAAUGGGCAGAACUGGUGCUGAACAAAAGCUGCUUGUCGCUCGUACAAAAGUACUUGAAGCGUUGCAGCCGGGACCGAGCUGCGUUGCUAUUGCCUGUGCCUCUCAACAGGAAAGAGAGACAACAUGUUCCCAAAGGGCACCAAGCGCAAGUUCUCCGACCCCGGGGAGGAGCCAGUCUCCAGCGCCGACCAGAGCCAGGCGGCCUCGUCUGCAGCGGCGGUCCGGACGCUGACGUCCUCGUACAGCCUGCAGCGGCAGUCCCUCCUCGACAUGUCGCUCAUCAAGCUGCAGCUCUGCCACAUGCUGGUGGAGCCCAACCUGUGCCGCUCGGUGCUCAUCGCCAACACGGUGCGGCAAAUCCAGGAGGAGAUGACCCAGGACGGCACCUGGCAGAUAAUGACCCAGGCCCUGGCAGCCGCCCAGUGUCCGGCCGACCGCCUGGUGGCCACGGAGGUGCUGUGCCGGCAGACCGACGCAGCAGCGCAGGCCGGCCAGAGCCCCAAGCCCUUCUCAGUGGUGGGGCUGGAGGAGGGCUACCACGCAGAGGAGGUGGUGAUGGAGGGAGACGUGGAGACAGAGGUCACCAUGUCCACCUUGUCGCCAGUCUCCCCUCAGCUGUCCUCUGCCUCUUACCUGGCCGGCCCCUUUGGCAUGGGGCCCUGCUGGGAGGAGGAAGACGACGACGGUGAGUGCGAGGAGGACGAAGAGGAGGACAGCGAGGAGUGUGUGUCUGAGGGAGAGGAGGGGGACCGGGACACCCUGAACGCAGACUCCAGGACAGGGGAGCAGGUUUUUGGGACUUUUGAGAUCAAGCACCCGGCGCCGCCCCCUGACCCGGCGCUCGAGGAACUGUUUUCCGACGUGGACCCGUCCUACUAUGACCUCGACACGGUGCUCACAGGCAUGCAGAGCUCCCCCAAGAUGGGGCCUUACGACCUGCUGGAGAGCCUUUCCUCUCACGGGCCCACGGCCCUGAGCUCCAGCUCGAGCUGCAGGUCAGACCUGAACGAACUGGACCACAUCAUGGAGAUCAUAGUGGGGUCCUGAAACCGAACAUUCCUCCGGCCUGUACCGAUCCCACAGACUCUUAACAGACUAUGCACAUUACACGUGCAUGUUCUGUAGGUGGUGUUGCUACACACAGACUUUGUUGGGGGGGGGGGGGGACAAAUUGGGAACGUAACAGCAAGCCAAGUAGAAUUGGGGACCGGCUGUUGGAGACGUAGUCAGUCUCCUCUGGGGCCUUCGUCUUUUACUGAACAAAACAAAACAAUUGGCGCUUGAGGAGGUGAGGGUGAAAUCAAUACAUUUGGGGAUUCACAUGCCGCCCCCCCCCCCC